AUGGAAGCCCUUUAUCAUCAAACGACUCAAUUAAUACAGGAAACAUCAAAUUUAUUUCAUAAAUUAGAUAAUGAUCCAGAUGCAGAGAAAAUUGAAGGUGCAAUACAAGAAAAGAUAAAUACAAUUAAAGCAAACUGUGAAAAAUUAGAUGUACUCCUUUUCAAGACACCUAUAAAUCAAAGGCCUAUGGCAAAGAUGAGAGUUGACCAAUUGAAAUAUGACAAUACACAUAUACAGGCAUCUUUAACCAAUGCUCGAAACAAAAGGUACAGGCGGGAACAAGAAAAGGCUGAGAGGGAACAAUUGUUGAGUCGUAGAUUCGGUCAUGAUCAUACAGAGAUUAAUGUGGACUACUUGGGCCAAGAACAGGCGUCACUGCAGAAUUCACAUAGGAAUGUCGAUGAAAUGUUGCACACAGGUACAAGCAUUCUAGAGACUUUAAGGUACAAUCGUGACACAUUGAAAGGCGCUCAUAGGCGGAUGAUAGACUUGGCGAAUACCCUGGGUCUGUCCAACGCCACCAUCACCCUCAUAGAAAGAAGGGUCUCUCAAGAUAAAUACGUCCUCUUCGGUGGCAUGUUUGUCACUCUGAGCGUGAUCGCGCUUGUUAUAAUAUAUUUGGUAUAA
Danaus chrysippus (African queen) is the source of this 627-nucleotide messenger RNA. The record is from the annotation of a GenBank genome assembly. NCBI's taxonomy places the organism in Eukaryota, Metazoa, Arthropoda, Insecta, Lepidoptera, Nymphalidae.